UUUCAAACACGACAGUUUUUGUGAUCUUGUUUAAAAAUGUACAUUUGGCUUGUGAAAUUGCGGAACUAUACGCACUCAUACACCGGUACCGUAUGUAUCACAUAACAUUCUAUGUUUGCCCCGCAAUACAUUUACAAUCAGACGGUUCAUAUAGAUUCUUGAUUGGCAUUUUGUACAUUUUUAAGGAAGAUUGAGGCUAAUGUGAUAAUGUAUUUGCAUGAGAAAGGGAAGGCAGUUUGGAGAAGGCACGCCACUAGUGGGGGUAUUAUCCAUAACGUGGGUUUCUUGCUACUGAAAGCACUGACCUUUUGCUUAAGCUUUCUUCAAAAGUGUUUAAUCCUUCCGUCACCUCCUAACAAACUUGAUAACAUUACAAAAUAAUUACACUCUCGAUGAAAAACACCAAAUAAAGAGGACAAAAAUCAUAAGCUCUGUGAGGUGCCAAACAUGCCUCAUUGACUGGAAAGAAACAGCUUUAUUGGAAACUUUACUCUUGCAGACAAUUAAUGUCAUCUGACCAUAACUGACAGGAAUUCCUCUUCUUAAAUUCUCCUCCACCUGCUUCCUCUUCACUUUCAUGUUCUCUCUCUCUCUCUCUCAGUGAUUCUCAUUGUUGGAACAAGGGAAAGAAAUGGGGGUUUCAAGUUUUCUCUUGGGUUCAGUUCUUGUGCUGGUUUUCUCAGUGGUUCAUGGGGAUCCUCUUGUCCCUGCAUUAUGCAUAUUUGGGGACUCUGUUGUUGAUGCUGGAAACAAUAACAACCUUUAUACAGUGGUCAAGGCAAAUUUUCCUCCUUAUGGCAGAGACUUUGUUACUCACAAACCAACCGGAAGAUUCUGCAAUGGAAAGCUUGCCACAGAUUUCACUGCUGAGUUCCUUGGGUUCACUUCAUAUCCACCUGCCUACCUAAGCCAAGAAGCCAGAGGGAAGAACCUCUUGACUGGAGCCAACUUUGCCUCAGCUGCUUCUGGAUAUUAUGACAGGACAGCGGACUUAUAUCAUUCAAUUUCAUUGACACAGCAGUUGAACUAUUACAAGGAGUACCAAGCGAAAGUUGUAAAUAUGGUGGGAAGAGACAAAGCCAAUACCAUAUUCUCUGGUGCAAUCCACCUCCUGAGUGCAGGAAACAGUGAUUUCAUUCAGAACUACUACAUCAAUCCCUACCUCAACAGAGCCUACUCGACUGAUCAAUUCUCAGACAUCCUCAUAAGAUCAUACUCUGCUUUCAUUCAGAAUCUGUAUGGACUGGGAGCAAGGAGGAUUGGAGUAACAGGCCUAGCGCCAACUGGGUGUUUGCCUGCGGCCAUCACGCUGUUCGGCUCUGGAAGCAAUGAGUGCGUUGCAAGACUGAACCAAGACGCAAUUUUGUUCAACAAUAAGCUCAACAGCACAUCUCAAAGUCUGCAGAAUAAACUUCCUGGUCUCAAACUCGUGGUCUUUGAUAUUUACCAGCCUCUGUUAGAUAUGAUCACAAAGCCGGCUGAGAAUGGGUUUUUUGAGUCCAGAAAAGCUUGCUGCGGAACAGGCACACUAGAAACCUCCUUGCUUUGCAAUGCCAGGUCUCCAGGGACAUGCAACAAUGCUACAGGAUAUGUGUUUUGGGAUGGAUUCCACCCCUCUGAAGCCGCUAAUCAGGUCUUGGCUGGUGAUCUACUUUCACAGGGAUUCUCCCUCAUCUCUUGAAGCUAUUCCUAUUGCGAUUAUGACAGUUCACUACUACCGUACUCUUGUGAUCUUAUACGCAUUAUAUGUGGCUGUUAUGAGAAAUAUGUAGGUAGUCUCGUGGUUUUAGUUUGAGAGUUUGGCUUCCUAGAGGUGUGAGGCAUGUAAAACUCCCCAAGCCAUAGAUACAGCAAGGUUCCUUGAGGGGAAAAUUUUAC
Molecule: messenger RNA, 1878 nt
Organism: Alnus glutinosa
Lineage: Eukaryota; Viridiplantae; Streptophyta; Magnoliopsida; Fagales; Betulaceae
Product: GDSL esterase/lipase At5g03820-like
Exons: 5
Coding region: 632-1681 (349 amino acids)
Molecular function (GO): hydrolase activity, acting on ester bonds
Source: RefSeq, a predicted model, not a curated record